GCAGAUGUAUUAUGAAUUUGGCAUAUUCAGCACAAUUUAUGGGGGGAAAGAGAUGCCAAAUUGGAUUAGUUGUAGAAGCAAGGGGCCAUCAGUAUCAUUUACCAUCCCAUCAUCUCCAAACAGCCUUAGAGGAUUGAACUUCUGCUAUGUCUACACGUUUCCAUUUCCAUAUGAUCAGUUCAUACUCUUGCCAAUGAUCACAAUUAGCAAUAUAACGAAGAACUGCACCUGGAUAUACAAUCAUUAUGUUUACAGAGUCAAUGUAGGUGAAGAAUGUGUAAUAUUGUUAAGCCAUUGGAUGUUUGGGAUGAAUGAAAUGGAAGGUGGAGAUCAGGUUACUAUUACUACUGUAACAGAAGACGUAGAACAACUUACAGAGGAGUGUGGGGUGAGUUUUGUGUUUGAUGAUGGAAAGAUGGAUGAAGAAGAGGAUGUGUUGGGUUAUUACAAGUCGUGGAAUCACAUCAUUGGUGGAGAUCUCUCUGCUUUUCAAGCAACAACAGGAGAAUACUACCUGAGCAGCAGGCGACAUCUAUGGCAUGGCACUGGGGUGGUUCCAUUUUAUCGUGAUGUCAUCCAAAAAGACAGCCCCAUAUAUAAAGAAAAGAAAGGUUGCUUUAGAGCUUUAUCGCCAAGAUAGUUCAACAUAUUUGGUCACACACACAUGUGAGGGUAUGUGAAAUCUUCAGGGUGUCGUCCUUCACAUGAAAAUGUUUGAGAAAUAAACGCUAAACAUGGCCGCUUGAAUUGAAAAUAAAUGCAUUGUGUAAUAUGGGUAACCUGAAACUCAAUCAUGUCCAACUGAUCAAUAAGUUCUAUAAUAAUUUUGCAAAAGAAUUUGAAUGGUUGCUUA
This is a messenger RNA of Lactuca sativa (garden lettuce), 853 nucleotides long. The record is from RefSeq and is a predicted model, not a curated record. NCBI's taxonomy places the organism in Eukaryota, Viridiplantae, Streptophyta, Magnoliopsida, Asterales, Asteraceae.